UUCUGACCUGCCUCCCUCGCUUCCUGACCUCAAAACAUAACAAAUUACCCAGCGGGGAACUAACAGCAGCACCGAUGGCACCCAAGAAAGUGGAAGUCAAGAAGCCGGAGCCCAAGAAGCCGGAGCCCAAGAAGCCAGAGCCUAAGAAGCCGGAACCGAAAAAGGAGGCCGCGCCCGCCCCCAAGGAAGCGCCGCCGGCCGAGCCCGAGCCUCCCAAGGAACCGGCGUUCGACCCCAAGGGCGUGACUCUGGAAUUCACCCCGGACCAGAUCGAGGAUUUCCGGGAGGCGUUCCAGCUGUUCGAUCGAACGCUGACCGGCGAGAUGAAGAUCACGUACGCUCAGUGUGGAGAGGUCAUGAGGGCGCUCGGGCAGAACCCCACCAACGCCGACGUCAUCAAGGUCCUGGGGAGGCCACGACCCGAGGAAAUGAGCACCAAGAUGCUGGACUUUGAGACCUUCCUGCCCAUGCUGCAGCACAUCUCCAAAGCCAAGGACAAGGGCAGCUUCGAGGACUUCGUCGAGGGUCUGCGGGUGUUCGAUAAGGAGGGGAACGGAACCAUCAUGGGGGCGGAACUCAGGCACGUCCUGGCUACUCUUGGGGAGAGGAUGACCGAGGAUGAAGUGGACCGACUCCUGGCGGGGCAGGAAGACGCCAACGGCUGCAUCAAUUAUGCUUCCUUUGUCAAGCACAUUCUGUCCGGUUGAGUUGGACUCCGGAGCUUUCUCGUCUAGAUAGAAAUAAUAUCAAUAAUAAGUGGAC
This is a messenger RNA of Trichomycterus rosablanca, 762 nucleotides long. RefSeq names its product myosin light chain 1, cardiac muscle-like. The transcript has a single exon. Gene Ontology annotation, cellular component: myosin II complex. The record is from RefSeq and is a predicted model, not a curated record. The coding region runs from base 75 to 707 and encodes 210 amino acids. NCBI's taxonomy places the organism in Eukaryota, Metazoa, Chordata, Actinopteri, Siluriformes, Trichomycteridae. Gene Ontology annotation, molecular function: calcium ion binding.